Rhodofomes roseus is the source of this 1077-nucleotide messenger RNA. RefSeq names its product EAP30/Vps36 family-domain-containing protein. The record is from RefSeq and is a predicted model, not a curated record. Gene Ontology annotation, biological process: protein transport to vacuole involved in ubiquitin-dependent protein catabolic process via the multivesicular body sorting pathway. The transcript is spliced from 4 exons. The coding region runs from base 227 to 982 and encodes 251 amino acids. Gene Ontology annotation, cellular component: ESCRT II complex. Lineage: Eukaryota; Fungi; Basidiomycota; Agaricomycetes; Polyporales; Fomitopsidaceae.
CUCUGUUACCUGCUCACUGAAAGGUUAGUACUCUUGAACAGAGCGACCGCGUACCGCCGCCAACUUGCUAAGGGACGAUUCGGAGGCUCUUUUCUGAGCGCGUCACGGUACUGUAUUGCACCAGCACAGCUGCUUUGGCUCGCACCCAGACAUAUCCGACGCCAGUCCGAAAGGGUUGUACGCGCGAGUGACUCACUUGCCGGCUCUUGCGAUUUUCCUGGUCAACAUGCACAGACUGGGAGGAGUCGGAAUCGCAGCCUUCGAUAGGCAGAGUCAACAGAAGCGGUCUUUUGCAGAGCUCUCAACCGAGAUCUCACAGGGACAAGUCGACCUCCUCCAUGCACAACUCGCCCAAUUCCGUAGUGCGUUGGCGCACUACGCCGCGACCCAUCGGGACUCUAUCCGCGAUGACCCUCAAUUCCGACACGCGUUCCAACGCAUGUGCACGUCCAUAGGAGUCGAUCCGCUAGCUGGGCCUAGGAAGGGUGGCUGGUGGGCGGAGAUGCUGAAUCUCGGCGACUGGCAGUACGAGCUCGGGGUGCAGAUCGUCGACGUCUGCGUCAGCACGCGUGAGCGCAACGGCGGGCUUAUCGAGAUGGGCGAGCUCGUGCGGCUCGUGAGCAAGCUCAGAGGCGUCAAGGGCGGCGUUAUCACCGAGGACGAUGUCAUUCGGAGCAUCAAGACGCUAAAGCCCCUCGGCGCCGGGUACGAAGUGCUCGACGUUGGUGCAGGGAAGAAGAUGGUGAGGAGCGUGCCCAAGCAGCUAGACGCGGAUCAGGCAGUAGUACUCGCCAUCGCUCAAGAAGAAGGCGGACGCGUUUCGGAAACGAUGUUGGUGCAGCGGAGAGGGUGGACUCACGAACGUGCGCGUGCAGCCUUGGAGAACAUGUUACUCCGAGACGGGCUGUGCUGGUUAGACGAGCAGGAUCCUGAGCAAGGAGUCGCUUACUGGGUCCCAUCUGCAAUGCAAUGGGACGAGUGAUUAGAACCUGCACUAUGUACUACUAGGCUGAUAGGCGUCACGGCUGAUGGAUGUCAUUAUUGCGAUGUCUCUUGAUUUGUGCAAGAUGGCUGGUA